CCUCUGCUGGACAUUGGUCUGUACAUCUUCAAGCUGACCAGUGCCAUCGGUGCCCAGGGUCCAGCCAUCAUGAUGUCCUACCUGCUGAUCUCAGGUCUGUUCUUGACCCGGCUCAGGAGGCCCAUAGGCAAGCUGACGGUGACUGAGCAGCGCUACGAGGGAGAGUACCGCUACGUCAACUCUCGCCUCAUCACUAACAGUGAGGAGAUUGCCUUUUACAACGGGAACCUGAGGGAGAAGCAGACGAUUCACGCCACCUUUAAGAAGCUGGCCGACCAUCUCCAUAACUUUAUCUUCUUUCGCUUCUCUAUGGGGUUUGUGGACAGCAUCAUUGCUAAGUAUAUAGCCACUGUUGUGGGGUACCUGGUGGUUAGCCGUCCAUUUCUCAACCUGUCUGACCCCCGACACCUUCACAGCACGACCUCUGAGCUCCUGGAGGACUACUACCAGAGUGGCAGGAUGCUCCUGAGGAUGUCCCAGGCCCUGGGACGGAUCGUCCUGGCUGGACGAGAGAUGACCCGCCUCUCAGGAUUCACGGCUCGAAUCACUGAACUGAUGAUGGUUCUGAAGGAGCUGAAUGCUGGCAGAUAUGAAAGGACCAUGGUUUCUCACCAGGAGAAGGCAGAAACCGUGGAGAAGAACCUUCUGGUACCUGGAAGUGGUCAGAUUAUCAACCGAGAUAACGUCAUCAAAUUUGACCACACACCACUAGCCACACCCAACGGAGACGUUCUGAUCAAGGACCUCACGUUUGAGGUGAGGUCUGGAACAAACGUCCUGGUCUGUGGACCAAACGGCUGUGGGAAGAGCUCUUUGUUCAGAGUGUUAGGAGAGCUGUGGCCUUUGUUUGGAGGAUGUCUGACUAAACCUGAGAGGGGAAAGCUCUUCUACGUUCCACAGAGACCCUACAUGACCCUGGGCUCUCUGAGGGACCAGGUGAUUUACCCCGACACCGUGGAGGAACAGAGGAGGAAAGGUAUCUCUGACCAGGUGUUGAAGGAGUACCUGGACAAUGUUCAGUUGGGUCACAUCUUGGACAGGGAGGGGAGCUGGGACUCCAUCCAGGACUGGAUGGAUGUUCUGAGUGGAGGAGAGAAGCAGAGGAUGGCUAUGGCCCGACUGUUCUACCACAAACCCCAGUUCGCCAUCCUGGAUGAGUGCACUAGCGCCGUGAGUGUGGACGUGGAGGACUAUAUCUACAGCCACUGCAGAACGGUGGGCAUCACCCUGUUCACCGUGUCCCACAGAAAGUCCCUGUGGAAGCACCAUGAGUUCUACCUGCACAUGGACGGCAGAGGGAACUACGAGUUCAAGCCCAUCACAGAAGAAACGGUGGAGUUUGGAUCUUAACCGGCAGCUGAUCCAAACCAUUAAUUCUUUGCACUUGAAUCUAGAAAUGAUGUUUUUAAUAAUUUAGAACAUUUUUAUUUAAUAUUUCACUUUACUUCUAAUCAGAAUGGUUUUAUUAUUUUGUGGUGAGAUGAUUAAACUGAUGGGAUCAUGUGGUACUGUACUGUAGUGGGGGGGGGCUGUUUGAGCCCUAUGCUUACCCAGAACUUGUCUUCCUCCAGGAACUGAUAGCAGGUUUAAACAUCAGCAGAGGUGUUUUCAGGCUGCUGCUGUUGGUCACCAUCAGCUCAUUAUCACCAUUAAAGCUAACAAUGCUACACUAACUAGCACUUGUUUCUGACUCCUUAACCGUUCAGUGGGACAGGACCUCGAUCCGCUAGACAGGAACGAGUCUAAAUGCGGGAGCUGUUUGUUUCGGUCUACCCCAGAAGAGUCCAGUCUGGUGAUCUGGACCUGAUGUGGUUCUGACAGCAGCAGGAACUUAUGAAGCUCGUUAGCAUUAGCGUAUGACUAACAACCACCAGAAAUGGGAUGCAGCAUCUUUAUGUUGCUUCUACACAAACUGACUCUAAAUGAGUUUAGGUCAGAUCAGACCAGAAUCUAACCAGCUCUAAUGCUGGUUUCACUAGUUUUAUAAACGUAUCGAUUAAAGAACUAAGAAUCAGGCUGUGGUGUUUCCAUCAUGUCCUGCUUUCACUAUGUUUCCUGCUGUUAGCUGAUAAAAACAGGAAAUGAAUGAUUGAAUCUCUUUAUAUGAGUGAAGGGUGGGGGUGUUCAGAGUACACGUGUGGAGAUAACCCAGCUGCUUUACUCUGUCAUCCAUGUUGAACCAUCAACAAGCUCAGAUUAAAGAAGUUCUGUUUUGAUCUCA
Messenger RNA from Nothobranchius furzeri (turquoise killifish), 2221 nucleotides. The record is from RefSeq and is a predicted model, not a curated record. NCBI's taxonomy places the organism in Eukaryota, Metazoa, Chordata, Actinopteri, Cyprinodontiformes, Nothobranchiidae.